AUGUCUCACAAAAAGGUGAAGAAAAAUGAUUCCUCAUCCAGCAGGGUGUCGUUAUCCGACGGGAAAACGCCAAGUAAAGAAUCAGCCUCUUUACUAGUUGUCUCAUCUGAGAGACUUGGAAGUCAGUGGAGGUGCCAGUUUCCUAUUUGGCCUGAGUGGAGUGAUGCAGAUGUCAAUAAGGAAAAAUGGGAUUCAAGCAGAGGACCUGAACAUGGAAAGACAAAAGACAAAAAUCUCCACGCUCCAUAUUAUGAUGAUCCAGAAGGAAAAAUUCACCUACCUCCAUCUUUGAAUGUGCACUCCUGGAAGCGUCCUUCAGAGUUUCUUGAUACCAAAAGUCCUACCAUUGUUGAGAGUGAAAGUACCUUUGACCUGAUCUCUGCCAAUGAUCAUCUGACUGGCAGUGAGGUGAUGAGAUGGAUCAUCAGUGAAAUCUGUAUUCUUUGGGCAGUGUGUAACAGUGCAUCUACAGAAGGCGGUGGUUGGAGACCCUGGGAGCAUAUCUACUCCUUAUGUAAGGCCGAAAAGGGCCACGUUCCUCUCUACAAUAGCUUUGGAAAAUAUGUGGUCAGAAUCUACUGGAUGGGUUGUUGGAGGAAGGUGACAGUGGAUGAUUCCAUGCCAUUUGAUGAGCAAAACAACCUCCUUCUCCCUGCUUCCACUUGUCAGUCAGAGCUGUGGACAAUGCUGUUGGCUAAGGCUCUGAUUAAAGUGGCCAAUACAAAUGUAGUGUCGCAGCUCGGUGGGGAAAUUGGUGAACUCUCCUUUAUACACACUCUAACCGGCUGGAUCCCAGAGAUCAUUCCGAUAAAGUCCAUGCACCUCCACAAAGUCUGGGACUUCCUAAGAGACUCCAUUCCUAUGUUUAAGCACUCAGAUGAGAAUUUUCAGGAGAAGGUGUCUCAGUCUUCACACACUUCAACGAGGAGGUCCAGUGUGAUUAGCUGCAAGAGCAAGCAUCAAGAGUCAGAUGAAAGCCAAGGUACCGCAGAGAAAGUGGUGUGUGCUGGCUUCUACCCUUUUCAAUUACUCAACGAUAAGCCACAUGUAUUUGGUGAGAUGGCUAAUUCAUCAGAGGUUCUACGUCAUUAUGGCUGUUCCUUGCUAUUCAGUCACAUUGUCUUAUUGACAAAGACACGGGCAUGCAAGUUGAAGGCACCACCUCAACCACCCCCUGUACCUCGCUGGAAACUCAUUCGCCCCCGCAAGGAAAUCAGAAUUACUGAUGAACCACAGAAACCCCCUUUAUCGAAGCCUGAGCAGUUCAUUGAAGUUGCCAGUCUUUUUCUCUCCCACCAUAUCAAGAGCAGCAUUGACCCAGGUCCAGAGCUAGAAGUCAAUCAGAGCACUCAGUGGCAGCAAUACCUGGAGUCCAUUGGUGAAAGUAAGAGUCCUGAGUGCCAGGAAGACCUUGAUCAUGCUGCAAGUGAAACCAGUACUUCUUCAGCAACCAGUACUGACAAAACUGAGGUUACUGCAAAGGACAGGGAUGACAUCUGCACUGCUCAUGGCAGUGUAGUAAGCAAACAGUCCACAACUCCAAAACUCUCUACUCCUCUCAAACCCAUGCUGCACAAGACCUGGGUGGACCUGGGUGACUUUACUAAAUGCUUCCAGAAUCUUCUGGUGUUCCAUAAAUCACAGAGCUACCAGCACCAUUUUCAGAAAUCUCAUUUUAAGAACACCAUCUUGUCCAAAAUGACAUCAGUCAUCAGCUCGACUGGAGAAACAACAUCUUCAUCUACAACUGGAUCCUGCUCUGUGUCAUCUGCUGUAUCAAGCCCUCAAUGUGCAGAGGAGAGAGGUGCUUACUUCCUCUGUGUGGAUAGCCUACAGCCUUCCCAGAUCCUCAUUCACUUCUCUGCUCUACUUGGAUGGGGAAAGACAGCUGAGGAGAAAAAUGAUGUGAAAGCGAUAUCUAGGUCUGCAGUUUUGCAUGCCCAGCCUUAUUCUUGGAAAACCAUGCAGUGUCAGUUGUCACUUCUGACCAUCAAAACCACCUCUUCCAAGGCAGCCAUGCUCACCUUGUGUCCAGGACGCCAUGUACUUUGCAUCCAUACAAAGGCAGCCCUGGGUUACAAUCUUCGUCUGUACAGCACAACGCCGUUCAUCUGUGGGGAUGAAGAAACCAUCAUGUCGCAUGUUACCAAGGAGAGUAUGCAGUUCAUUGAGCAGGCCUCCUCCAUUUUGGGGGCCAUGACCAGAGUGGUGUAUAACUUUAGUGAUGAAAAAGAGCUGCCAGCAGCUAGAAGGGCUCUGGAAGAGGCUUACUGUCCCCGAAGUAUCACCAACACCGUGGAAAAAUGGCAACACCACAGGGUGUUUAACAAGGCUGUGUACCACAUGCUGCGUAAGGCCCUAGACAGGAAGCUCGUUGCAGAUGAGCGCUUUGCCCUGGUAGCCCUCACUGCUGACCCCUCGCUCUUCACCUUUGACCCCAGAGAAGAUGCUCAUACAUCGGACGAAGAGCCAAAGUGUGCUGAAAGCUGGCGAAACAAGCAGUUGACAGAAAAGGAGAUCCAAGCAAUCACACUUCUGCAGGCUGGGUUCAAAGGAUGCUUUGUGCGGAAGAUCCUUAAUGCCUCACAACCUGGAACAAAGCAGAACAUCCGUGCAUCUGACAUCCUUUUAAAUAUGUGGUCACAUGUUGAAUCAGAUGCAGAGGAGCAAGCCAUCUCAUUGCUAAGGAAUAUCAUUGAGCACUCAAAGAGGAAGGAACAGCUCUACGAUUGUCAGCAGGAUGAGUGGACCAAAAUUGCAGUUGCUGAAUACUCUGUCUCCCUGCAAGAGCAAACAGCAAGUUCCUGGGCCUUGGUUUUUAGAGAAGCAUUCCUGGUUCCUCAAGAGAUGAUGCUGGUACCAAAAGUCUAUUCCUCCAUCCCCUCUUGUUCACUGCACGUCAUAGAUAAUGACACAGGAGAAGAAAUGCACAAGAUCUUUGGAUAUGUUGCCCCUCACGUGUAUCAACCUAAUAAGCUUGGCUAUACCUUAGUGGCGGAGGCAGUCAUAUCUGAAGCACCACCUCUUGACUGCAAGUGGAAGAUGUGCUUGAUUGGCACAAGGGAACCACUUCCAAAACUGAUUUGUGAAUCCCCACUCAAUAAAUUCUCAGUGAAGGAAUUACGGGAUUAUUAUGUCCCCAAUGAGAAAACCCGCAUAAAUCUCAUUUGUCGUUACUCUGUUCAGAUGACAGAGGACUGCCUGGUAACACUUCAGUUUCAGACUUCCAAACCAGAUGUGCUGAUACGUUUGUCAGUUCUGGAUCAGGAGAAAGAGGUGAAGAGCCAUACUGGGAAGGGCCACGUGGUAAUUCCUGUAUGCUACCUUUUGGCAAACCAGGCUCCCAGCUGCAUAGCUGAGGAGAACAAGAGCCAGAAGGAAUCCCCAUCCCAAGAUAACUGUGUAAAGAUGGCAGCUGCUCCCCAUCAGCAUGAUAUGGAAAACAACACUUCUGGGAAACCAGACUCCUGGUCUGACCAGCACCGCUCUUCCACAGAAACUAUGAUUCAUAAAUAUGUGGUGCAGGCAGAGGUGCUUUAUAAGAGCUGGCUUUUGGAUGCAGCUCAACUGGAUUUUGUCCACAUGCUCAGAGAUUUGGAGAAGAAUGAAAUCAAAGAACCUGAGGCAACAACUAAUGAUGGACAAAAGAUGAAUAAAUCCAGCCGCGAUAGUGAAGGUGAAAAGACUAAAGGGAAGCAACGUACUCGCUCCAAAUCAAACACCAGUCCAGAAAUGAGCUUUGAUCUGACCAAGCCGCACUGGAUACUGCGAGUGGUCAGCGACAAAAGCCAAGCGGAGUCUAUUAAAAUAAAGAAAGACACAGAGAGAAUGGACCAAAUCAGGGCCAUUAAAGAAGCCUGGGAGACGGCUGAACCAGGCCGUGCUGCAAAGGCUUUGCAGGCUCGUCUCAGGUUUCUUCAUAAAGUCCAACAUCAAGCGAGUGAUGAUAAAACUACAGCUGGUGAAGAAGCUGCUUCCAGCCCCUCCAAACUGGAGCUGACCAAUGCACCCUGUCCUCCCAUGGACUACACUCCAUUCAUCAGGCAACACAAGGACUUUCCAGUGCUGAAGGACUUGCAUAUAGAAGAGGCUCAGAAGAAGGAGCGACUCGAAAAAAUCCAGGCCUGGCAACUGGUCCGAGACACUGUGCUGGAGCACCGGGCACAGGAGGCACUAAACCGGCAACAGCUAAGAAAAUACCAGCUCGACUUGUAUAGCAAGAAAGAACACAAAAAUGCAUAAACAUUAAUGCUGUUAAUGUUGUUUCUUUCUUGUUAAAUUAUAAUAAAGUUGUUUCUGUUCCUG
Molecule: messenger RNA, 4305 nt
Organism: Thalassophryne amazonica
Lineage: Eukaryota; Metazoa; Chordata; Actinopteri; Batrachoidiformes; Batrachoididae
Gene: adgb
Product: androglobin
Exons: 34
Coding region: 1-4242 (1413 amino acids)
Biological process (GO): proteolysis
Molecular function (GO): calcium-dependent cysteine-type endopeptidase activity
Source: RefSeq, a predicted model, not a curated record